This is a messenger RNA of Neospora caninum, 3741 nucleotides long. RefSeq lists its product as hypothetical. Gene Ontology annotation, molecular function: protein binding. NCBI's taxonomy places the organism in Eukaryota, Apicomplexa, Conoidasida, Eucoccidiorida, Sarcocystidae. Bases 1 to 3741 code for a protein of 1246 amino acids. The record is from RefSeq and is a predicted model, not a curated record. The transcript has a single exon.
AUGGAGACAGAAGAACGCGCUUUCCGACUGCGGGCAUGCGCCCGUCCACCAGGGGCCGUCGGGCCCGAACUCUCCUCUUCCGGCAGUGAGAGGCCAGAGCCAGGAGAGGUCACGUGGGAACACACUCCUUCACGCCACAGUCGGUCUGCUUGUGUCUCCCCCUCCGAUUCGCCGGCCUACUCUCAGCGCUCGCUGCCUGACUUCCGCCCUGUGGCCUCGACUUCGUCGCCAUCUCCCAUGCGCCUUGCCAGCUGCACAGCAGCGUUUGCGACGCAUACACCCCACACGGUGCUUCUCAUCUCCUCUCCGUCGUAUCGCUGCGGCGAUUCAACGGCAACGCUGGCCUCUUCCUCAAGACGCGCCUCGUCCUUUUCUGCAUCGUCUCCAGGAUGUACACCUUCUGCCCCGCCUUCUCGGCGAGCGAGGAGCCCAAGGGGUGGUUCUGUUUUUUCCGGGCACGCCACUCCGCCUGCGCUUCUACUCACUUGCUGCGGCUCUUCGAUCUUAAUCUCUCCGGUUGGGAUAGAACACGGAUGCGCCGCUCCUUCGUUUUCGUCUUCGCGCACUGGGAGUGGCCAUAGGUGGAGCGAAGGAGGGAGACGUUCGCUCCUGGAGGCUUUCUCGCCUGGUUGUUUGACUCCUUCCUCGUUUGCUCCAAACCCCCAGAUGACUGCUUCUAACUCUCCUGCGAUGACUUCGUUCUCUCUCCCGCGCGUGUACACUGUCCAUACAGCUCUUGUGACAACGCUUUCGUUUUCUGCUUCCCUCAACCUCGUCUGUUCUACGCAGCGACCUACACCUCACUUGCCCCACUUCGCCUCCCUCUGGUGUCCAUACACCGUACAAGAAAGGGCGCGACUGCCGCUGCAUUUUGCAGGUCGCGCUGAUGUGGUGAGUGCGGCGUUUCUUCCCGACCCACAGGGUCUGCUUCUUCUGGUGAAAGACGGAAAGUACUCGAUUUUCGGGUACAUGAAUUUGCGGGCAAAGCUCUCGCGAAACGCCUCAGUGUUCACCAUCCCUCACACGUCCCCGCGAUCUACUCGCCGGCGCUUCUCGUCGCCUUGCUGCUCCUCCCAGCCCUGUUCCCUAGCGUUCACCGCUGAACGGUUCCCUGCGUCGCCACGCCCGGGAGUUCCCCUGUUCUCUCCAGAUUUCAUUGUCGACUGCGGAAGACAGCCGGUUCUCGGCCUCGCCAUCGAGCCGCCGUUGUGUUCUUCCAGGCCUUCUUCUCGGUUUCUCCCCUCUUAUUCUGCUCUCCGCUUCGCGUCCUUCGGCCGCGGACACUUGAGGCUCUGGUCGCUGAUGCCAAAGACGAAAGGCGAGAACAAAGCAAGCCUGCAUGCAUCCGCGAGAGGCAGCACCUCCCGACGAAACCGAGAAACUGACGAAGAGGAAUACCCACCCCCUUCUUUCCGCAGCUGCUGUUUUGGGCCUGGAUUCCUCUCGCGUGAAUCGUGUGCAUCGCUGACUUCACGAGGCGUAUGUACACCCAGCGGAAGCCAGUCGCUGGCCUCGUCCGACCCACCUCCGUUUGCUUCCAACCAGGGCUCGAGAGGCUUUUCUGCUCAACAACGCAGCUCGCUCCAAAGCCCUCCAGCUUCGUCUGGCGCCUCUUUCCUAUUUCCAGUUUUUCCAUCCUCAUGUCUGCGAAACCCCUCGCAAGUGCCGCUAGUCACAGCGGUGGCGUUCCUCACCGAGUCCCGCGAGCUCCUCGCCGGCACCGCAGACGGUUUCGUCUUCAUCUUCCGCGGUUUGACAGCAGUUCGCGCGCUCUCUGUUUCUUCGCCUUCUUCGCUAUCGGCCGUCUGUCUCCUUCUUCCUUUUCGAAAGUCUCUUCUUCUCGUCGCAACAAAAAAUGGCUCGCUGACGCUCCUGAGGACGACGGGGCAGCCCUCCGGCCGACUCGCCGUGGCGGCGGGUUCCACAUGCGGUACAACUCGCGUGCUGAGCGCUCGGAAACUGAAAUCUUCUUCGCAGAAACCAGAAACGCUCAGUGGAAGGGGAAAUGCUCAUUUGCUGGAUUCCCUGCGGGCGACGGCGCCGGCAUCGAGACACCCGACUCCACGACGAAACGGCGCAGUGGCGGAACGCGAGAGACAUUUGGGGUUGUCUUUGGUGUCGGGAGAGAGGAACGGCCAUGCGACGCUAGCGAAUGUGCGCGAGCUACACCGGGGAAGAAUCCCGCGUGAGGCCUCCCGCACUUCUGCUUCAGCGCAGCUGGGCAGACGCCGUUCUGCUUGCCCGAAGGUGACCGGAAGAGACUUCCUUGGAGAAAGGGAGCGAAAUCGGAAGCCACUGGCUUCUGUCGGCCAGAGAAGCAUAAAUGCCCGACGCGUCUGCCGGGCUCCGUUUGCAGAGCGCGUCCUGGAUCGACCUGUACGUACACCGCGAAGCAGCUACAGAGCUGCUUACUCGCGCCCCAAGGGAACUGGAAGUCGCACAGCUCUCGGGAUUCUUCCGGGAAGAAGAAAGCGGUCCCUUUCACUGAACGUUAUGGAAAGAACGGGCUCGAGGGGAAGACAAAGUGAACCUGGAGAACGCACAAAAGUGGAGCAGGGAAGCUCGCUGCACCACGGCCAAAACACUUCGCCGGCCUACUCGCCCUCGCAAACACGGUAUGCGUCGUCGCAUGACGAGGACUCAUCUCGUUUCUCGUUUUCUGAGUCGCGUCCUGCUUCCUGUCGCUCUUCUGCUUGCCAGCGCGAGGAGAGAAAACGGUGGAAAGAAGCCUCUCACGACGGCCUUCGUGCCGGAGAGCCCUGUCCUGUGGAGGAUCAUCCCGGCGUUUCCGAGCGUCCAUUCUGCGCAGCGCAGCGUGCAAAUCAGGGAGAGCGACGAGUCGAGAGCGGGGCCAAAACGCCCUUUUCAGAGAGAGUGCUUCACGUUCGCGACAUCCUUCACUUCCAUGCUUGUCGCAACUUGGCUUUUCUUCCGCCUCAACCCCAUCAGCAAACCCUCGCUGCAUCGCCCUCCCAGUCACUGCCCCCCUCCUUUUCCUCGCCUUCUUCCCUCGCUCUUCCCUCCCCUUCGGCAUUUGCGCCUUCCUCUUCGCUGCCUCGCGCAUCUCCAUGGUUCCCCUCACAGCUGACCUCCCUCGCGGGCUGGUUCGUCCCCGACGGCGGCGUCUCGUCCCGCGGGGCUUUGUCUGAGCCUUCUCUGCUCCUCGUGACCGACAGCCACAUCCUCCUCGUGCGGCUGUCUCCCCUCCUGGCUUCUUCGUCUCUGCUGCUCGCGCAGAAGCCGUGGGGCCGCGUAGAAGCCUCCACCUCGGCGUCAGUGUCUGCUGCACUGCCGCUGUCUCUUUACAUGGAGGAGGCAGAAAGCGGGGACGUGGCAGAUCGCGAGGGCCAGGCAGCUCGCCAGGGCGAGCGGGGAGCGGCGAGAAACAGCACACGCGCGGAGAGAAGCUGGCCGUUCGAGGCCGACUUCGAGGCGGCACGAAAGGGAGCGCGGGAGGGCGGGAAGUGGGGAGAUGGAUUCACAGGAGGGGCAGGAAGAAGACGCGACGGAAGCUUAGAACGAACACUGAGUAGAGAGCGAAGAACUCGAAUUCGCUUUAUCAAACAAAGAGAAGAAAUCGCAAGCAGAUCGGGAAGCAUCCUCGUCACGGGGGGCAGAUGCCCCGUGGGAGGAGCUCUGCAUCUCUGGCAUGUCGCCGGAGAAAGCCACAACCUCCAGUCGAUCGGUGAGGAAACGGACGCGUUUCGAGCUGAGCGAAAGCACCAGUCGACCUCCAGCUAG